This is a messenger RNA of Geosmithia morbida, 2613 nucleotides long. Its product is annotated as calcium permeable stress-gated cation channel. Gene Ontology annotation, molecular function: calcium-activated cation channel activity. Gene Ontology annotation, cellular component: plasma membrane. NCBI's taxonomy places the organism in Eukaryota, Fungi, Ascomycota, Sordariomycetes, Hypocreales, Bionectriaceae. The record is from RefSeq and is a predicted model, not a curated record. Bases 1 to 2613 code for a protein of 870 amino acids. The transcript has 4 exons.
AUGGGCUCCUUUGUGUCAUGGAUCAAGACCAACAUGGGCGGCUCGAGUAGCGAUUCUUCCUCUGACUCCGACUCGUCGCCCCAGUCACUCUCAGGCAUGAUCAGCACUCUCGUGCCCGUCCUGGUGAUUUCUGGAGUUUACCUGCUCUUCUUCCUCAUAUUCCGCUCGUCUAGGAGGCGCUUCUACGCUCCGAGGUCUUAUCUCGGCGCUUUACACCAAAGCGAGCGCAGUCCUGAACUGCCCAAGGGCAUCUUUGCCUGGAUCGGCUCCUUCUGGAAGAUACCCGACGUCUAUGCUCUCCAGCACCAGAGCCUCGAUGCUUACCUGUUUCUGCGCUUCCUCCGUGUCUGCACCGUCAUCAUGUUUGUUAGCCUGCUCAUCACCUGGGUCGUCUUGUUCCCCGUCAACGCCACGGGACACAAUGGCAAGAGUCAGCUCGAGAUCCUGUCCUACAGCAACAUCAACAUCGACACGGAGAAGAACCGGUUCUACGCCCACGCCCUUGUCGCCUGGGCCGUCUACGGUUUCAUGAUGUACAUGAUCACCCGCGAGUGCAUCUUCUUCAUCAACAUCCGCCAGGCCUACCUCCUCUUGCCCCAGUACGCCAAGCGCAUCUCGUCGCGCACCGUGCUCUUCACCAACGUCCCCGACGACUACCUUGACGAGCGCCACGUCCGCCGCGUCUUUGGCGACAACCUGGUGCAGAAUGUCUGGAUCCCCGGUAUCACGAAGGACCUUGACAAGUUGGUUGAGGAGCGCGACAAGGUUGCCAUGAAGCUCGAGAACGGCGAGAUCAAGCUGCUCAAGACGGUCAACAAGGAGCGCACCAAGGCCUCGAAGAAGUCGGGUGCCCAGCCGGCCUCGUCCCACGAGGACGCCGAGCACGGUUCGCUGGCUUCGCGCUGGAUCCCCGCCAAGAAGUGGCCCACCCACCGCACCGGCUUCCUCGGCCUCAUCGGCCCCAAGGUCCAGACGAUUGACUGGUGCCGUCAGCAGCUGCAGAAGCUGGUCCCCGAGACGGAGCAGGCCCAGUCCGACUUCAUGGCUGGCAACUACAAGAAGCACACGUCCAUCUUUGUCGAGUUCUACACCCAAGCCGACGCCCAGGCUGCCUACCAGACCAUCACCCACCACCAGCCCCUGCACAUGGCUCCCAAGUACAUCGGUGUCAGGCCCGACGAGGUCAUCUGGAAGAACCUGUCCAUCCCCUGGUGGCAGCUCAUCGUCCGCCGCUACGCCGUCUACUUCCUGAUCGCCGUCCUCAUCAUCUUCUGGGCCAUCCCGGUCGGUAUCGUCGGUAUCAUCGCCCAGGUCAACACGCUCAAGAAGCUGCCGGGCCUCACCUGGAUCGACGACAUCCCCUCCGUCAUCCUCGGCGUCGUCUCCGGUCUUCUACCCUCGGUUGCGCUAUCCAUCCUCAUGAGCCUGGUGCCGGUCUUCAUGCGCAUGUUCGCCAGCCUGUCGGGCGAGGUGUCGCUGGCCCGUGUCGAGCUCUUCUGCCAGAACGCCUACUUCUUCUUCCAGCUGAUCCAGGUCUUCCUGGUGCGCACGAUCACCGACACGGCCUCGACGGCCAUUGUCCAGAUCGUCAACAACCCCUCGGCCGUCUUCAAUAUCCUGGCCACGGCCCUGCCCACGUCGUCCAACUUCUACAUCUCGUACUUUAUCGUCCAGGGUUUUACCAUUGCCACCGGCGUCCUGACCCAGGUUGUCGGCUGCGUCAUCUUUGAGCUCAUGUACAAGUACCUGACCAGCACGCCCCGUGGCAUGUACAACAAGUGGACGACGCUCAGCGCCAUCAUGUGGGGCAACGUCCUUCCGGUGUACACGACCAUUGCCGUCAUCAGCAUCACGUACGCCGUCAUCGCCCCUCUGAUGCUCUUCUGGUCCACCCUCGCCCUCGGCCUGUUCUACACGGCCUACCGCUACAACAUCCUGUUCGUCAGCGACACACAGGUCGACACGCGCGGUCUCUUCUACCCCCGCGCCCUCAAGCAGCUGUUCUCGGGCAUCUAUCUGUCGGAGGUGUGCAUGGUUGGCAUGUUCGCCAUCUCCAAGGCUCCCGGCCCGGCUGUGCUCAUGGGCAUCUUCCUCGUCUUCACCAUCCUGUUCCACCUGACGCUCAUGAGGUCGCUCGGUGACCACCUGCGCGGUCUGCCGGUGACGCUCCAGGUCGACGAGGCGGCGCGUCAGAACGGCGACGAGGUCAACGGCGACUCGAACGGAUACUCCAAGGAGGCGGCGGCCAGCGGCGACACCGGCGGCACUACCAAGACGGCCAAGAAGGGCAACUUCAUCACCAGGUUCCUUGCCCCCUGGAAGUACGCCGACUACCAGUCUCUGCGUGGCAUGAUGCCUGCCGACAACAGCGACAUGGUGAGGUACAGUCCCGAGACCGAGGUCAACGCGUACUACCCGCCGUCAGUCACCGCCGACGUUCCCACGCUGUGGAUCCCGUCGGACCCGGCUGGCGUGUCCAAGCAGGAGGUUGCCCUGAGCAGCAAGGUGAUUCCCAUCACGGACGAGGGCUGCACCAUGGACGAGAAGAACAAGCUCCACUGGGAUGCCGAGGGAGCUCGUCCUCCUAUCUGGGAGGAGAAGACAUACUACUGA